AUGGCGACUACACAAAUCGACACUGGCUCCGUAGCCUCACAACCUACAGAAGUUCACCGUCAUGGCUAUCUCUUUGGUCUGAAGAUCAGCGCAUCCAUGUCACCAUUGCUACACAAGACCAUCUAUGAAGAAUUGGGACUGGAUUGGGAGCAAGAAUUGUUCGAGUCGAGUGAUAUCCCGAAAUUUUUGCAGUUAACCCAAGAUCCAAAUUUCUAUGGCGCUUCCGUGACCAUGCCCAACAAAGUCGCCAUCAUGUCGCAUUUGGAUGAAGUGACAGAAGAGUGCAGCGAAGUUGGAGCAUGCAACACGGUCUUCUUCCGGGAAGAAAAUGGCAAACGCAUCCUGUGUGGCACUAAUACAGAUGUGGUUGGAAUCAAGGAGUCUUUUUACCAAAAUGUCACCAGUCCUGACACUAUCUUUCAUGACAAGCCUGCCAUGGUCAUUGGGGGUGGUGGUGCUGCCCGGAGUGCAGUCUAUGCUCUACAGAAAUGGAUGAGAGCUACAAAGAUCUACUUGGUCAAUCGCGAUGCAGGUGAGGUUGAAGCUGUUAUCGCCGAAUGCCUGGCCCGGGGCUAUGGUGACAGGCUGGUCCACGUUGCGACGGUUGAGCAGGCAGAAGCGCUCGAGGCUCCUGGAGCCAUUGUCUCGUGUGUUCCAGACUUUCCCCCGGUCACACAGGAGGAAAUUACCGCCAGAAGUAUCAUCGAGACAUUUUUCAAGAAGGACAGGAAAGGAAGCAUCUUGGAAAUGUGCUACAACCCCAACCCUUACACUGAAAUUGGUGGCAUUGCCGAACGUGAAGGCUGGCAAGUUAUCCUCGGCACCGAGGCCCUCAUCUGGCAGGGUCUUGAGCAGGACAGAUACUGGACCGGCCUCCAGCUUCAUGAACUCCCGGUCAACCGAGCGAAGGAAGUCAUUGCCGCGCGUCUGUCGCAAAUUUCCAAGCUAUAA
This is a messenger RNA of Pestalotiopsis fici W106-1, 951 nucleotides long. Its product is annotated as Quinate dehydrogenase. Gene Ontology annotation, biological process: chorismate biosynthetic process; shikimate metabolic process. The record is from RefSeq and is a predicted model, not a curated record. The transcript has 2 exons. The coding region runs from base 1 to 951 and encodes 316 amino acids. Lineage: Eukaryota; Fungi; Ascomycota; Sordariomycetes; Amphisphaeriales; Sporocadaceae. Gene Ontology annotation, molecular function: shikimate 3-dehydrogenase (NADP+) activity.